Molecule: messenger RNA, 219 nt
Organism: Guillardia theta CCMP2712
Lineage: Eukaryota; Cryptophyceae; Pyrenomonadales; Geminigeraceae
Exons: 1
Molecular function (GO): calcium ion binding
Source: RefSeq, a predicted model, not a curated record
CUGAGGGUGCAGCUGGUAGAAGCGAGGAACCUGCCGCGGAUGGACCUGCUCUCGGGCUGUGACGCGUACUGCGUGUUGUUCGUCAACGCGUGCUCGGGGCUGUCUACCUUUGCGUCGGAGGUGAUCAACAAGAACGUCAACCCGGUGUGGAAGCAAGACUUCGAGUGGAGGAUGACGAGUCAGACCAAGGUUCUGAGCGUCACCUUGUGGGACAAGGAU